CCAGAGCCAGCUGCCAGGAUGGCGCAGUGGAACCAACUGCAGCAGCUGGACACGCGGUAUUUGGAGCAGCUCCACCAGCUCUACAGCGACAGCUUCCCGAUGGAGCUGCGGCAGUUCCUCGCACCUUGGAUAGAGAGCCAGGACUGGGCCUAUGCCGCCAGCAAGGAGUCCCACGCCACCCUGGUAUUCCACAACCUCCUGGGUGAAAUUGACCAGCAGUAUAGCCGCUUCCUACAGGAAUCCAAUGUCCUCUACCAGCACAACCUACGGCGGAUCAAGCAGUUCUUACAGAGCAGGUACCUGGAGAAACCGAUGGAGAUCGCCCGCAUCGUUGCCCGCUGCCUCUGGGAGGAGACCCGGCUCCUGCAGACAGCAGCAACAGCAGCACAGCAAGGGGGACAGGCAAACCAUCCUACUGCUGCCGUGGUAACCGAGAAGCAGCAGAUGCUGGAGCAGCACUUGCAAGAUGUGAGAAAGAGGGUCCAGGACUUAGAGCAAAAGAUGAAAGUGGUGGAAAACCUCCAGGACGACUUUGACUUCAACUACAAGACCCUGAAGAGCCAAGGCGAUAUGCAAGAUCUGAACGGAAACAACCAGUCGGUGACGCGGCAGAAGAUGCAGCAGCUGGAGCAGAUGCUGACGGCACUGGAUCAAAUGCGGAGGGGAAUUGUGAGUGAGCUGGCCGGGCUCCUGUCAGCCAUGGAAUAUGUGCAGAAGACUCUGGUGGACGAGGAGCUGGCGGACUGGAAGAGGAGGCAGCAGAUCGCCUGUAUUGGCGGCCCGCCCAACAUCUGCCUCGAUCGCCUUGAGAACUGGAUAACAUCCCUGGCAGAGUCGCAGCUGCAAACACGACAGCAGAUCAAGAAGCUUGAGGAGCUCCAGCAGAAGGUCUCCUACAAGGGAGACCCCAUUGUUCAGCACCGGCCCUUGCUGGAGGAGCGCAUCGUGGAGUUAUUCAGGAACCUCAUGAAAAGUGCAUUUGUGGUGGAGAGGCAGCCCUGUAUGCCGAUGCACCCCGACCGGCCGCUGGUCAUCAAAACAGGAGUACAGUUCACAACGAAAGUGCGGUUAUUAGUCAAGUUCCCUGAGCUGAACUACCAGCUGAAAAUCAAAGUCUGCAUUGACAAGGAUUCUGGUGAAGUAGCAGCGCUCCGCGGGUCCCGGAAAUUUAACAUCCUGGGCACAAAUACCAAGGUGAUGAACAUGGAGGAGUCCAACAAUGGAAGUCUGUCUGCAGAAUUCAAGCACCUGACGCUGCGGGAGCAGAGAUGUGGUAACGGAGGAAGAGCCAACUGCGAUGCUUCUCUAAUUGUCACGGAAGAGCUCCAUCUCAUCACCUUUGAGACAGAAGUUUACCACCAGGGCCUGAAGAUUGACUUAGAGACCCACUCGCUUCCUGUAGUGGUGAUCUCCAACAUUUGCCAGAUGCCGAACGCCUGGGCGUCGAUCUUGUGGUACAACAUGCUGACAAACAACCCCAAGAAUGUGAACUUCUUCACCAAGCCGCCCAUCGGCACUUGGGACCAGGUGGCCGAGGUGCUCAGCUGGCAGUUCUCCUCCACCACCAAGCGAGGGCUCAGUAUAGAGCAGCUGACGACACUCGCCGAGAAACUGCUUGGGCCGGGUGUCAAUUACUCUGGAUGUCAGAUAACAUGGGCAAAGUUCUGCAAGGAGAACAUGGCAGGCAAAGGCUUCUCUUUCUGGGUCUGGCUGGAUAACAUCAUUGACCUGGUGAAGAAGUACAUCUUGGCCCUCUGGAAUGAAGGAUACAUCAUGGGAUUCAUCAGCAAAGAGCGCGAGAGGGCCAUCUUGAGCACAAAGCCGCCAGGCACCUUCCUGCUGCGUUUCAGCGAAAGCAGCAAGGAAGGUGGAAUCACCUUCACGUGGGUGGAAAAGGACAUCAGUGGGAAGACACAAAUCCAGUCCGUGGAGCCGUACACCAAGCAGCAGCUGAACAGCAUGUCCUUCGCUGAGAUCAUCAUGGGCUACAAGAUCAUGGAUGCCACCAACAUCUUGGUCUCCCCGCUUGUUUAUUUGUAUCCCGAUAUCCCCAAGGAGGAGGCCUUCGGAAAGUACUGCCGCCCUGAGAGCCAGGAGCACCCCGAAGCUACCGACCCAGGUAGCACUGCGCCGUAUCUAAAGACCAAGUUCAUCUGUGUGACUCCGACAACUUGCAGUAGCACCAUUGAGCUGCCCAUGUCUCCCCGAACGCUCGAAUCCCUGAUCCAUUUUGGCAAUAACGGUGAAGCAGCAGAGGGAAAUGCCAGCGGCCAGUUUGAAUCCUUGCAGUUUGACAUGGAGUUGACUCCUGAGUGCGCCUCCUCACCCAUGUGACCAGCCCCGCCUAGUCAGCUGACCGUUUCUGGCUUCCUGGCAUGAAAAUGCUCCUCCUCCCAUGCAGUCACAGAGCCCGACCUCACAGGCACCGACUCGGCAAGAGACACGUGAUCGUGGGUUCUCCUCUGGUCACCUUGAGUGUGCCGUUGUGGGCAGCUCCUAGCCUGACUAGAGGGGAGAGUCCUAUUUUUAGUUUUUGAAAAAUUAUUUUUCCUUUGUAUAAAGCUAUUUGUUUAAGGAGUCUAUGUGUGUAUGUGUUUUGGUAGACCAAGUGCCUCUUUGCAUCCACUCCUCAGCCGUAUUUCUUGGCCUCCUAUACAAAUUUGCUGCAUGCCACAAAAUACUG
Euleptes europaea (tarantolino) is the source of this 2683-nucleotide messenger RNA. It is a transcript of the gene STAT3, whose product is annotated as signal transducer and activator of transcription 3. The transcript has 23 exons. Bases 19 to 2334 code for a protein of 771 amino acids. NCBI's taxonomy places the organism in Eukaryota, Metazoa, Chordata, Lepidosauria, Squamata, Sphaerodactylidae. The record is from RefSeq and is a predicted model, not a curated record. Gene Ontology annotation, biological process: regulation of transcription by RNA polymerase II; response to peptide hormone; leptin-mediated signaling pathway. Gene Ontology annotation, molecular function: DNA-binding transcription factor activity, RNA polymerase II-specific; RNA polymerase II cis-regulatory region sequence-specific DNA binding.